GUCAUUUUUCCUCCCAGGGACACUACAGAAGUAGACUCUUUAGAAGUCUCGAAGACUCUUGCUCGGACCACUCCACACCCCCAACACAUUCAAAAUGACCGCUCGCCUGAAAGCCAACCGUUGGAAGCGCGGCCACGUGUCCGCCGGUCAUGGGCGUAUCGGAAAGGCUCGCAAGCACCCGGGUGGUCACGGUAUCAGCUUAUUGAAUUAAUUUUAUCUUUUAUUUUUAUUCACAUGCGUAGUCGACUUUGCCACGUUGGGGUAUGAUGUGGUAUACGCGAAGCGCGCCCAGGGACAGAGCGAGUCAGAAUAUAUUUUCCAGUAGCGCCUGCUGUUGUGGCGCCGCAAGAAAUUAGCAUGAAAAGCUCAACAGCGAUGCAGAUGUUGCUUGAAAAUUUUCGAAGCGCGUUUUUUCUUUUACCGUGCAGAAUAAUAUGUACAUUUUUUUCAAAACAAUCGCUCAGGUAACGCCGGUAUGCAGCACCACCACCGAAUCAACGUCGACAAGUACCAUCCUGGUGCGCUCGGUAAGGUCGGUAUGCGUCACUUCUGCUGGCGCAAGAAUGCUUACGUUUGCCCGAAGGUGAACGUCGAGAAACUGUGGUCCCUCCUCACCCCGUCGGCCUACGACUUCUACAAGAAGAAGGAAGGUAGAAACCGUGAUACGAUUUAGGUUUUCUCUCACUUUUAGAUUUAGACUGUAGUGUGUGUGUCUGCAACGUUUGUAAUACUGUCUAAGUGUAGCGGGAUUCGCAUUUUUCUACUGUGAGUGGAGAGCCGAUGGUAUUGUAGUAGGCAACAUCCCAACAUAGCAUAAUUGCACUGAGUAGAAGCCUACAAAAAUUGUAGUGCUCAGCCGGUAGUUCUUUGUUCUGUGGAGAGCUCCAGAUGUGGUGAUCAACUAUAGCAUCGGUGGUUCACAUGAUAUGCAGCCGCAGUUUUCUCCGCUACUUUCAGAAACAGGGAGUGCGAUUCCAAAAAAUCUAACAAACAUGAUCACAGGUGACAAGGCACCGGUCAUUGACUGCGUGAAGGCCGGCUUCUUCAAGGUCUUGGGCAAAGGGUCCCUGCCGGAUAUUCCCGUCAUCGUCAAGGCCCGCUACUUUUCUCGUGAGGCGGAGCAGAAAAUCAAGGCUGUCGGCGGUGUGUGCGUGUUGGUCGCUUAAGCAUAGGCUGACUUCGUGGAAUCGACAAGGCGUGAAGCUGGAGGAUGGAGGGGAUGAAGCGUCAUAGUGCACAAGGAGUCUCUUCUUUAAAAGCUCGAUUUCAUGGUGAAGACAUCUUCCCGGCAGGAGGGCAAGGACAGCACUAUGUGUCGUUGCUGACAAGCCCGAAGUAUUUCUGGAGAAGAAACAAGAAGUGAUUGGGAGCAUGAUCCCUUCAUGACAACAUGCCCUGAGAGCAACAGUGCUUUCUGAUGAAAUCGUAGCUAGAAUGAAGUAGAGAGAGGUGCUGAGCAAUGAGUGAGACGAAAGAGUUCCUGUCUGU
Molecule: messenger RNA, 1488 nt
Organism: Amoebophrya sp. A120
Lineage: Eukaryota; Dinophyceae; Syndiniales; Amoebophryaceae
Source: the annotation of a GenBank genome assembly